Diprion similis is the source of this 1513-nucleotide messenger RNA. RefSeq lists its product as uncharacterized. NCBI's taxonomy places the organism in Eukaryota, Metazoa, Arthropoda, Insecta, Hymenoptera, Diprionidae. Bases 1 to 1347 code for a protein of 448 amino acids. The transcript has 4 exons. The record is from RefSeq and is a predicted model, not a curated record.
AUGGCCAAACAUUCGCCUGCGAAGAAGAUUUCGGCGGAGGACUUUUUUCGGGUCUACUCCCGACUGCGUGGCCCGCGGUUAUUCGUCGGCUACACAGAUGGCACCAGUGGAGUCAAAAUUUUUUACGCGUUGCUGAAACAGAGCCGCGGUACCACCGGGGGUGGCUGCAACGUUAACUGCGACGAGUUCGGAUGGUGGUUAACCGGCUCAAGUCCUGGACAACCGGUCGACGAGGACGACGACGUCCCCAAGUCCAAUUGCAACGGGUCUCCUGCAUCGACGGUUUGCCACGAGGAAUCGGAGGAUGACGACUCCGUCGAUGAGAGGGAAGUCGGGAACGAUCAACUCCAACCUGUUCACUCCUCGUCACCGGUGGAAGAUCCUGACGGGAUUUGCCUGGCUGAGGAACCGCCCUGUGGGACUUGUUCGCGGUCCUACACACCCGAAAGGUUGAUCAGGAACCGGGACUACAGAAUCCUCACCAAUUCACCGCCGACCUCGUUAAGCCCGAAAACGGGGCCCUCGACGCCGUGCAAAAGGUAUGCGAGCAAACGAAACCGGCGUCUGAGCAGCCUGAUCGAUCAGCAACUGGUUGGCGCUUCGCAGCUUGAGGCCGUCCUCGACCACCACGUUUUGGACAUCAAACUUCCGGCGGCUCCUGGGCGAAGAAAAGGAUUCGCGGGACGAUCACCGGAGGGUUGUAAAAACGCGUCCAGGAGCUCGAGGGACCUCCUCGCCUUUGCUAACUGCGAGAGUCCUCCCGGGAUUUUGACACCGGAUUUAACGAGCAGCGGAUCGAGCUGCGAGAAGCUGAACUGCGAGUGGCGACGACGCAGCGAGGCAGACGUCUCUCGCAUUGGCAGAGUGGAGGACUCCUUGGCUGCCCCAGCUUCUGUCACACCGAGGAAGGUCUCCGGAAGGCUCGUCUCGACCCUCCAAAAUUUUCGGAGUGACGAAAAUUGCUACGAGGACUUACCGGGUCACGACGUCUUGAGUGCUGAUUCGUGGGAAAAAGGACGAGUCGUCCACUCCUUUCCGGAGGCGCCCGAUGACCCCGAGAGCGUCGUCCGUCAGCUCCAGGAGAGGAUUAACCACAUUCGAGACACAAAUAGGGACAUUUCCGAAGAUCUUUCGUCACUGAGGAAAAACUAUGAGUGGGCUGAGCAAAAGACUGGAAACCUAACAACCGCGACGACUAAACUGAGGAAGGAAAUUCGGGAUUUGCGAUAUAUUGACGACCUUGUGAAUUUGUUGAGCGGUGAAUUGAAACGAAUUUCCCAAAGAAACUGGCCCUUCAAUCUUGGUCAUACGGAGCAUCAUAUGGAAGAAAUUAACCUAGUUAUAUGACAACUAUUUAACGUUCCUCGUCCCAAAUUACUGGCGCCAUAAAAACCACCUAUACCAAUAAUAGUAAAUGAGUAAUAUUAAGAAGCGAUUAUUCGACAUAAAUAGUAUCUGUUCGAACGAACUAUGACGAAUUAAUGCUUGCCAAAGCGUUGAUUGUGUUUCCAAA